Cheilinus undulatus (humphead wrasse) is the source of this 704-nucleotide messenger RNA. RefSeq names its product lactoylglutathione lyase-like. The coding region runs from base 31 to 579 and encodes 182 amino acids. NCBI's taxonomy places the organism in Eukaryota, Metazoa, Chordata, Actinopteri, Labriformes, Labridae. Gene Ontology annotation, molecular function: metal ion binding; lactoylglutathione lyase activity. The record is from RefSeq and is a predicted model, not a curated record. The transcript is spliced from 6 exons.
GUCUUGAGUUCAUUCAGAGCGAUCACAGACAUGGAGAACAGAGGAGGACUAUCAGAGGAGGCCGUGUCUGCCGCCUGUAAGGAUGGAGAUGCCUCCACCAAGGACUACAUGAUGCAGCAGACGAUGCUGAGGGUCAAAGAUCCAGCAAAAUCCCUCGACUUCUACACUCGAAUCCUCGGGAUGACUCUGCUGCAGAAAAUUGACUUCCCCUCGAUGCGGUUCACUCUUUACUUCCUGGGCUACGAGGAGAAAUCAGACAUCCCAGCUGACAUCAAGGAGAGGACUGCGUGGACGUUUUCUCGCAGAGCCACUUUAGAGCUCACACAUAACUGGGGCUCGGAGGCGGAUGAAAGACUGUCGUAUCACAACGGGAACAACGAGCCGCGAGGAUUUGGUCACAUUGGGAUUGCUGUCCCUGAUGUCUACGCUGCCUGUAAACUUUUCGAGGAACAAAAAGUCACGUUUGUGAAGAAACCCGACUCUGGUAAAAUGAAGGACCUGGCCUUCAUCCAGGAUCCUGACGGAUACUGGAUCGAGAUUUUAAGUCCAAACAACAUGGUGUCGUUGAUGGAGCCUUAACUGAUGGAAAGACUGUUUAAGUUUUUUUACAGACCUUUCAUACCCAUAGAAAUGUUUUAAACUCUUUUUCUAACAUGUUAUUUUUAUGUUAUUCUGCUGUGUUAAAGAGAAACUUCAAAUAAAGA